GAGGUAUGCUUCUAAAAAGUAGAAGAAUAAAAGAAAAAUAUGACAAUAGUAAUAGCAAUAGUAGUGGUAAUAAUAAUAAUAUUAAGAAAAAAAUAGUAGUCGUAAUAGUAAUAUUAGUAGUUGUAACAAUAAUAUUAGUAGUUAUAAUAAUAACAAUAAUAUUAGUAGAUAUAAUAAUAAAAAUAAUAAUAAAAAUAAUAAUAAAUAAAUAUUUUUUAAACUACAAACAACAACAACAACAACAGGAAUACGUAUGUGGGAAUAAAUAGUACUAAUAAUAAAUAAUAUAAAUCUUU
Molecule: messenger RNA, 296 nt
Organism: Closterium sp. NIES-67
Lineage: Eukaryota; Viridiplantae; Streptophyta; Zygnematophyceae; Desmidiales; Closteriaceae
Source: the annotation of a GenBank genome assembly